Scomber scombrus (Atlantic mackerel) is the source of this 1325-nucleotide messenger RNA. It is a transcript of the gene cd2bp2, whose product is annotated as CD2 (cytoplasmic tail) binding protein 2. Bases 52 to 1188 code for a protein of 378 amino acids. The record is from RefSeq and is a predicted model, not a curated record. Gene Ontology annotation, molecular function: protein binding. The transcript is spliced from 7 exons. Gene Ontology annotation, cellular component: U5 snRNP. NCBI's taxonomy places the organism in Eukaryota, Metazoa, Chordata, Actinopteri, Scombriformes, Scombridae.
AGAAGAAUAACAAGCGAAGAAGAAACGAAAAACGACCGUCGCUUUCACACCAUGCCGAAGAGAAAAGUGACAUUUGAGGACGGUGCCGGUGAUCUGGACUUGGAGGAGGAAGAAGUCCCAAACAAGAAGACUUGUGAGGCUGUGAGCGGACCGGGCUCCAGGUUCAAGGGCAAACAUUCCCUUGAUAGUGACGAAGAGGAUGAAGGCGAGGAAAAACAAACCAGCAAAUAUGAUAUUUUGGCCAGUGAUGAUGUGGAAGGCCAAGAGGGGGCAACAAUCGACUUUGACGAGGGAGUCUCUAUUACACCUUUCAACCUAGAUGAGGAGAUGCAGGAAGGACACUUUGACUCAGAGGGAAACUAUUUUGUCAAAAAGGAAGAAGAGAUUAGAGACAACUGGCUUGACAACAUCGACUGGGUGAGAAUAAAAGAGCAACCCUUCAAACAAAAAAAGAAAGGUCUUGGAGCCAAAAGGAAGCGCAGAGCAGGUGAUGAAGAUGAGGCUGAGGAAGAGAAACAGAGAGAAGAGAAGCAAGCGAACAAAGAUAAUGAAGAAGAGGAGGAGGAUGAAGAGGAGGAUAUGGAGCCUGCAGAGGACCCCCUGGCAUCCUACACACAGGAUCAGCUCACCGAAGCUUUGAUUGAACUGUUGCAACCCGGGGAGACGGUCACAGCGGGCCUUCGUCGGUUGGGAGGCCUCAGAGUACGGAAGAAGGGAAAGCUGAGAGAAGAGAGCGAACCCACAGAGGAGAUGAAAAGGGAUACAGAAAAGCUUGAUAGGCUCACAUCACUUGCUGACAGACUGGUUGCAUCUGGGGUGUUUGGGAUCUAUCAGCAAACGUAUGAAAAGCUGGCCUAUUCACUGAAGAACAAGAGCAGCAAGAAGAAGAAGAAAUCCGGCGAUGGUGAAGAACAAGAUGAACUUGAUAUGUUUGGAGAUAAAUUUGAUGAGAAGCACACCGAGACAGCAGAGGAAGAGGAAGACGAAAAAGUGACUGAUGAAGUGAUGUGGGAGUACAGAUGGGAGAACGAGGAUAAAUCAGAAAUCUACGGGCCCUUCACCAGCCAGCAGAUGCAGGGUUGGGUGGACGAAGGCUAUUUCAGCAGUGGUGUUUACUGCAGGAGGUUAGACCAGGAGGGAUCUCAGUUCUACAGCUCCAGGAGACUAGACUUUGAGCUCUACACAUAAUCGAUAACCAGCAUCGAUUAAAUGAAUCAUAACCAUCACUUUGUCAGCAUUCAUGUUUCUCCUGUCUUCGUCUUCCCUGCCAAUCUAUCAUUUUCUGUACAUUGUUUUUAAAUAAAUAAGUCAUGUAUGUGGUGUUG